Molecule: messenger RNA, 322 nt
Organism: Meloidogyne enterolobii
Lineage: Eukaryota; Metazoa; Nematoda; Chromadorea; Rhabditida; Meloidogynidae
Source: the annotation of a GenBank genome assembly
UUGUCUAGUCUCUGCUUGGUAUCAAUUAGCUAGUUUUGUUUCCAUCACCGUUUUGUUUUGCCCUGGCCAUCAAUUUAUUCCAAUACGCCCCUGUUGUCUACAAAUUCUUCCUCCUUUCCAAUUUGGAUUUACUGCUUCUUUUACCGCCAUGUUUUUAAUUUCAUUGGAUAGACUUAUUAGUGUUUUAUUUCCGUUAUGGUUUGUUAUUUUUACUAAGAAUUUCUUUUUUCCCCCGUUCCCUGUGGGGGUGAACCCACCAUCCCCACCAUUACAAGCUGUAGUAGAGACUAAAGGACACCCUAGUAACAGCAUGUUUGGAUAA